CGGGCGGUGCGGCGAGGCGAGGCCGGCUCCGUGCUCCCGGGCCGGGGCCGCUCCCGCCGGCAGGUCCCCGGGCUCCGGCUCGGACCCUGGAGGGGGCGCGUCCUUCCCCUGGCAGGGCGGCUGCACCCACCCGCGCUAGCCUCGAUGGAGCGAGGCCCCGCACGCGCUGGAGUCGCGGGGGGCGGGCACGGGCUGCUGGGGGGAGAAGAGGCCCGGGGCAGUCGCGGGGGCCGGAGGGGCCCGGGGCUCUCCUUAGGCCCCGAGUCUGGCUGUGAACCGCCUCCGCCCCUCGCCGCUGCGUCCCGCUGGCCGGUGUCUGGCGGGGCUCGUUGUUGGGCUGCUUGCGGCCCCCUGCGAGAAGGGAACUUCCGGCCUCUUCCCCCCCCCCCCCCGUCUCUCGCCAAAGCUGGGGUGCGGCCCCCGGGCAGGAGGCGACACCGCGUUGGAGAAACAAGAUACAACAAAGACAAGAUACUUCAAGGACAAGGUGUGGAUGAGCCCCUUUCUGCAACUGGUUUCAGACAAGCAGAUGCUGCUGGUAUAUUUCUUAGUAAUGUAAAGUUUACUCAUGUCUUCUCAAGUGACCUCCUUCGAGCAAAGCAGACUGCAUCCACAAUUAUAGGAAAGAAUAAGUUUUGCAAAGAUAUUGUAAUACAGUAUGAUGCAAGACUGCGAGAGAGGAAAUAUGGGAUUGCUGAAGGAAGGCCAUUGAGUGACCUAAAGGCAAUGGCAAAGGCUGCUGGAGAGCAAUGUCCUUCGUUUACACCAUCUGGAGGAGAAACACUAGAUGAGGUAAGGGCACGUGCAAAGAGUUUCUUUGAAUUUCUGUGUCAACUUUCUAUUGAAGAAGAGUGUCAGAAAGAACAAGCUGUUCUGGGUAUGGCAGGCAAUGGCUUGGAAACAUUGGAAGGAAAACCAGUUUUCCCUUUGAGAAACCACUGCUGUGGACUUGAACUUAAUUCUGAUACUGACAAAGAUACAAAAAUGUUAAAUCCCAAUAUAUUGGUGGUGAGUCAUGGGGCAUACAUGAGAAACUGGUUUGGUUAUUUUGUUUUGGAUCUAAAGUGCACUUUACCAUCAGCUUUAAAAAAGUCUCAGUUAUCUUCUGUGAGCCCUAAUACUGGAGUGAGUCACUUCAUUAUAAACCUUGGAAAUGGAGAUGUGAUUAAACCUGAAAUCAGUUGUAUUUGUCUUAAUCGAGAUGAUCAUUUAGCAGAUGUGAAUACUGAAAAUGUGUAGCUCAAACAAUUAAAAUGUUAGCAAUAUUAAAUGUAUUGUAUAGCAUUUUUAGUCUUUUAAGUUAUUUAAGCAUGAGAAAUAAUUUAUUUUAAAAAAUACUCUUAAUUAGCAAAGAAGUCUUGACUAAGUUCAUGUUAUAUUUGGAAAAUUGGUCUUAAUAGUUAAUUGGGUUGACUUGAAUUCAUUUAUUGGCACUGUAUUGCAAGAUUCUGAAGAAUUGUAAUAACCUGUUUUACAAUAAUAUACACAGUAUAAGAUGACCUUAGUGCUUGAUAGUAAUUCAGUAUUGUAAAAAUUAUACUAAAACAUAUUCUUUAUGAACAGGAACUUAAAGAUAUUACUAUUCAGGACUCCUGGAUAUCUGUUGCUAUAGUGUUUUUUAUAUCUUUUUACCAUUCUAUCAAAAAUGUUAUGGAUAUCAUCAGCUGUUUUUCAAAAAAUAUUACAUGACAAAAAGUUUAGAAAUACUGUAACUAAGGAAGUUAAUUUUUUCUCCAACCUACUGUGCUAUAACUUUAUAUAUGUAAGUUGUUUUUUAUAAAUGUAAAUGUGUUCCUAUUUUAAUGUAAUAGUAUAACCUAGUAGAGGGAGCAUUGUCUAGUGGGAAGAGCAUGGAAGAGUAGGUGUUUGGGGAAGACCUGGCCCUGCCACUGACUAGCUGUGAGACCCUGGGCAAGUCUCUUAAUCUCUCCAUGUCUGUUUUCCCAUCUGUAAAAAUGCAGUGUUGAUUGUUUAAAACAGUUAUUAGGGUGAGGAGCGCUAACUUGCGCAUAGCCAAAGUUAUGGCCUCUGUCCUGAAAAGGAAUUCUUGCACAUGGAACAUUGUGUCCAGCUAGAGUCCCAAUGGUUUAAAUGGGACUCUCAUGAGUGGUUACGUUUGCAGGGUCUAGGCUGCUGUAAGCACUCACUGAGUGCUUAUGGUUACUGGUAAUACUGUAUGUUCUUCCACCUUUUGGGGUGUCUUUAUUAUUCACAUGUAUGAGUGCACAUGUAAUGACUCUGUAUAUGUUGUAGUAAAACUAUGCUCGCAAUUUGCAUAUCUUAAAAGAUUGUAAAUAAAACCAUUAAAGCCCUAUGUGUAGAA
Molecule: messenger RNA, 2323 nt
Organism: Chelonia mydas (Green sea turtle)
Lineage: Eukaryota; Metazoa; Chordata; Testudines; Cheloniidae
Gene: TIGAR
Product: TP53 induced glycolysis regulatory phosphatase
Exons: 6
Coding region: 145-1239 (364 amino acids)
Biological process (GO): positive regulation of DNA repair; fructose 2,6-bisphosphate metabolic process; negative regulation of glycolytic process
Cellular component (GO): cytosol
Molecular function (GO): fructose-2,6-bisphosphate 2-phosphatase activity
Source: RefSeq, a predicted model, not a curated record